AGAUUAACCCAUCCAAAAAAAAUCCAGAUCGAGUGGCCAAGAUACAGUGGGAAAAAAUCAUCAAGAUGGGAUCUUUUCUAUCGUCAUUAGCCAGCCCCGGCGACGAGACCCCCAGCGAAAGCUCCUGCGUGAUCGCGAUCCAUAGCAGGAGCGCCUGGGACGAGCACUGGUCAACUAACCAGCAAAACCCUAACCAUCUGAUGGUGAUUGAUUUCACGGCGAAGUGGUGCGGGCCUUGUCGGUUCGUCGGGCCGGCAUUUGAGGCCUUCUCCGCCAAAUACACCGAUGUCGUCUUCCUCAAAGUUGAUGUCGACGAACUUUCGGAAAUAUCGCAGCAAUGGAACGUGCAGGCGAUGCCGACGUUUAUAAUGCUUAAGGGAGGAAAAGAGACGGGGAGAGUGGUUGGUGCCAAGAAGAACGAGCUCGAGAAGAUGAUUCAACAGCAUCUAAAUAUUUCUAAGUCCUAAAUCUUUAUUUUUCUGGAAUAAAAUUCUGUAAUUUUGAACUUGUGAUGAUCUCUACAUGUCUUCUAUAUUUAUUUGCUCAUAUUGUUUUUCCCUGUUCCAUGAAGCAAUCUAACUAAUGGUUGAACAAUGAAUGUUUAUUAUUCAAGGAUGUGGCCAUUGAAUAUUUGAAUGUCUUAUCUGACUGAAAAUUAGCUAUGAAAGUAAUACAAUCUUUCCAA
Molecule: messenger RNA, 685 nt
Organism: Asparagus officinalis (garden asparagus)
Lineage: Eukaryota; Viridiplantae; Streptophyta; Magnoliopsida; Asparagales; Asparagaceae
Product: thioredoxin H2-2-like
Exons: 3
Coding region: 66-467 (133 amino acids)
Source: RefSeq, a predicted model, not a curated record